AAAUGACAAUUGAUAAACAGUAAUUUACAAAGUAGUUUGAAAGUUGAAACUCAAAAAGUGUUUAAAAUUUAAACUGAAAGCGUGUAUUUCUUUAUUCUUUAAAGUUAUAUUUUUUCCUGUCCGACGUAGACAUAUCGCAAGAACGAUUAAGAAAUUCAACAAUUUGUUUAUAAAAUGUAAACAUUAAUCGCCAACCCGUAAAUAAAAUAUUUACUUGUACAACAUUUAAGGACGUGUGUUAUUGACUCGCAGCAAUAUGUAUCAUGUUUUAGUAUUAUGCCUUUUUAUUAAAUGCAUUACUUGUAAUCCUCAAGUUGGACCAGAUCCAUGGGAUGACGUUAAUGUAAAUAAGAAUAUCUUAGAGGAAGACGACUUACCACCAGAUUUAAAAAUACCUAAACAGAUAGCAAAAAUUAAACCUGAACCUAACAAAUGUAUGAGUGAUUGGUUUUAUAAACGAUUACUAGCAAUCAUUUUAAAAGGUGGACAGAGAAAGGAAAAUGAAGAUGAUACAAUAGAUGUAUCUCUACAAAUGAAAUUCAGUCUAGAGCAAUUUAAUAGCCUUGAUGAAUACAUUUUAUCUAACAAUGCUCUUUCUGAAAAUAUGUUAAGGAGAUCCAUAGGACAUAUAGAAGAAUCCAUAUAUAAACCGACAAUUACUGAAAGAAUAACCAUGGCUUGGAGUGAAUAUGUCUAUACAUAUAUUAUAGAAUAUAAGGAAUACAUAACAUGGAGCCUUACAAUAGCUGCAAUGGUUGCUGCUACAUGUUGGUUAUGGCAAUAUGUGUCAUACAAGCACAUGUUAAUAUUUUUGGGAGUAGCACUAUAUUUAUAUGAAGUCUUUGUUUCAUAUAAAGAAGCUGAGAAGAAAGAAGUCAACCGAUUUAUAUCAGGCCUUAACUCAUGCAAGUGGCAAUUUUGGACAUCAGAAUGUGUAGUGUCUCCACCAGACCCAAUAAUCAUGUUAAAACAUAUGAACCCUUUGAAGAUAGCUGCAAGGAUGUUCACAACUAUUAUAUCAGAGCCUAUGAUCACAAUCAGUGAUACUGUUAAUACUAUAGUUUUAAGUAUUACAGAUGAUCUAAUGUGGCCAGUGAACACGAUUGUACAUGUAAUUUUAGUAAUUGCAUUCGUUGGUAUGCUCUUAAUGUUACUUGUUGGCAUUGUAUUCAACUACAUACUAAAUACUCCAUUUCAAUUAAAUUUAUUCUACAUACUAAGUAUUGCCUUCAAACAGCGAAACGGAAAUGAACCUCCGAAGCAGACAGAACAGAUUCAAGGGGAUCGAAUCACAAAUGAAACCUUAAAUCGAUUUUUAGAUUUGUGCUCUCAAGCAUUGACUGUUAGUCAAAAUAAUAAAAAUUUGGCCAUUACUAAUUCUAGUCAAAGUCGAGGAGGUCAAGGUAUGAAAAGAUCAGCCAGCACAGGAAGGCUUCCUAGCAUUAAGUCUAACUUGAAUGAAGAUUUGAUCAAAAGAAAACAUGGUGGGAGUGGGGACUCAUAAUAAAAUUAACAUUGUUAACAAACGCCACUAUUUAGUUUUUAGUCUACGCCUGAGUAUUGUCAAGAAUAAAAAUUUUCUGAGAUUUAAAUCAAAGAUGUUUUUAAGAAAGGGUUUACGCGAUGUCGAGUUUUUUGUAUAUUUUAGAAUAAAAACCUACAGACUCGAUCGGAGUAUAAUAUAACUAAAACUACUUUCUUUAAACACGAUUCCAGUAAAUAUACUAAAUUUAUUUUUAAUGAAAUUUAUAAAAUGGCUUUACCGAUAAGAAUAAGACAGCCAGUAAAUCAAUUCUCACACAGAUUUUAAAACAUGAGGCUUAUUCAUUGUAUUAUAUAUUAAUGAAUUGCAUAUUUGCGUUAGAUGACUAUUUAGACUAAGCUCGGAGUUGUAUCAAUAUUUAUUUUUUAAUUACGUUUAUCUAGUCACGGUUUUAUAAAAGCAUUGUUUAAUCUAUACAUACUCGGGCAAGAAACAAAUCUCGACAGGAACGCACACUUUACAGCUGAAUGUGUUGCCAUAAAAAUCAUAUAGGUAGGUCAAUCAAAAGUAUGAUUUUGUUUUUCUUUUUUAAGUAUAUAUAUUUAUGUAACUGUGAUAAAAAUGGUGUAUCUAAUGCAUAAUUAAUAACAAUAUUUUAAU
Molecule: messenger RNA, 2143 nt
Organism: Pieris rapae (cabbage white)
Lineage: Eukaryota; Metazoa; Arthropoda; Insecta; Lepidoptera; Pieridae
Exons: 5
Coding region: 257-1504 (415 amino acids)
Source: RefSeq, a predicted model, not a curated record